Molecule: messenger RNA, 3016 nt
Organism: Hirundo rustica (Barn swallow)
Lineage: Eukaryota; Metazoa; Chordata; Aves; Passeriformes; Hirundinidae
Product: C-type lectin domain family 4 member E-like
Exons: 7
Coding region: 71-769 (232 amino acids)
Source: RefSeq, a predicted model, not a curated record
GGAGAAGUAAAGUUAGCUCAGGACACGCAAGACACGAGGAGAGUCCUUGGCAGGGUCACAGUGUGAUUAAAUGGCAUCAGAAAUCACCUACGCUGAGGUGAAGUUCAAAAAUGCAUCACCGGCUCCAGCGGUCAAAGUACCUCCUGAGACAAAGGAGCCUGAGCAUCAUCCCCAGAAAUACCCACUCUGGCUGCCAUGGUUGAUCUCACUGCUGCUCCUCUUGGUGUGCAUUGCCCUUGUUGUCGUCCUCCUUGUGUAUCCUUUCUGCCACAGCAGUGACCAGCCCAGCGCCCUGCAGCAGCAGUUCUCGGAGUGGAAGUGCGACUCAGAGGUGCCACAAGGCACAGACCGAGGCUGGACGUGCUGCCCGACAGGCUGGAGCAGGUUUCAAAGAAGCUGCUAUUUCCUGUCCCCUGAUAAAAUGAACUGUGCUGACAGUGAGCAGAACUGCACUGGGAUGGGCUCCCAGCUGGUGGUGAUCAACAGCAAGGAAGAGCAGGUUUUCCUCUCUGAGGAAAUAAAACAAACUCCUAAAAUAGAGAAUUUCUACAUCGGUCUGUUUGAAGAGAAGGUGGGCCAGUGGCAGUGGGUGGACAAGACUCCAUAUAGUGUGACAGCAGCGUUCUGGCGAAAAGGAGAACCAAGUGCAGGCAGUGAUGAGAACUGCACUGUAAUGCAUGGGUUUGAAAAAGAUCUCAACAACUGGAAUGACGUCAGAUCAGAUUACAAGCAUCAUCGAAUUUGUGAAGCUGCAGCAGUAACUGUGUGAUGGAAAUACCUCUGUCCUGAGUAAAGCUGGGAGCUGAGCAGUGAGCUGGGAACAGCACUGGCUGUGCUGGGAGGGCUGGAGAGCUCUGACACAUCUUCACUGUGCGGGGUGGGACCAUGUGUGUGGAAGUGAAAUGAGCUUUGCCCAGCAUCCCCAGUGCAUGUGGUGGCUCAGGCAACACAGGAAGGCUCAGGCUCAUUGAAGCAGCUCCUGUGUUCCUGUGUCCUCUUCUCUCUGAGUGGAUCCAGGAGCCUCUGGCUGAAAAAGAGAUGGACUUCUCCAGGAGGAAGACACAGGAAUGGAAGACACAUACCCAGAGAUUCAAUGUCCUUUGUCUCCUUGAGCAGAGCUCUUUGCUUUUUGUUGAGUCACACACAAAAUGUCCCCUAGCUGUACUGGUUUUGCUGAACAAGUUCUGAAAACUUAGACAGGAGAAAAAUACAACAUCGCACCGAUGGUGAAAGGCUCUGUGCCAUGUCUCUGUAUCUCUUUUUCCCCCAUAUCUAAGCUGGAGAGGUAUAGUCCUAGAAUCAUGGAGUGGUUUGGUUUGUAUGGGACCUUUAAGGAUCAUCUGUUUUCAACCUCUAGUUCUUGAGCAGGGACCCCUUCCACUAGACCAGGUUGCACAAGGCCCCAUCCAGCCUGGCCUUGAACACUUCCAGGCAUGGGCUACGCACAGUUUCUCUGGGCAACCUGUGCCAGUGUCUCACAAACAGAGAGAAUUUAUUCCUAAUGCCUGCUCUAAACCUGCCCUCCUUCAGUUUAAAGCCAUUCCCUGUUGCCUUAUCACUACAUGCCCUCAUAAAAAGUCCCUCUCCAGCCUUCUUGGAAUCUUCUGGGACGGUUGCUGUAAGACCAACAUGGAAUCCCCUCUCUCCCAUGCUGAACAAUCCCAAUUCUUUCCGAUUGUGCUCCAGCUCUCUGUCUCUAUCCUCACUGCCUUGAUCUUUGUAGCCCUCCCUUUGGACUUGCUGCCAUUGGUGAAACAAUCCACACUGCACCUUCAGAGCCACCUGGAGGAAAAAGUCCUCCUCCUGACUCUGAGCUGAUCCCAGGCUCACCUGAGGCAGCAGCAGCACUCCUGGAAACCAAAUCCUGAGUGGUGCCUGCAAUGGCAUGCCUGCCCAGGCCACAUCAUGCUGCACAAGAGGCUGAAGACACAGGGCUCCUGCUGCACAUGACACCCCAUCCAGAACAUCCCUGCCUAUUGAAUUGCUGUCACGUCCUGCUGUAGACCACUGGACACCGUGGACCUUCCUUUCCUCCACCUCUUCCCACUUCCUGCCUCUUGUGUCCUCACUUCUCCUUCCUCAGGAAACACCAAGUGCCUCAGCUCCCGGGACAGAACACUGCCAGCUCUCCACAGGGAAUGCAGUUGGGUGUACAACUCCUGUCUGUGCACCUCUGUCCUGCCUGUGAAGGUGAAUCCUCUCCCUGUGUCCCAGAGGGACAGGGAAUUGAUCCUGGAGACAAGGUGCCCAGGAGAUCUGUUGUCCCAGUCCAGUGGGAGCAGCUGUGUGAGCAGCAGUGCGUGCUGGCUGCGAGUGCACGUGCACAGCUCGAGGCAGCGGAGAGACACAGCGCGUAGGGACACAGGUAUGUAUCUAGGGACAUAUGGACGAAAGAGGAUGUAUGCAUGCAAAAAGCCACACCAACCAGCACAGGCAGAAAGCACUGAUCCCAACUCAAACAGCUGCCUGCUCCUGUCCCCCUCCCUGGCUGCAGCAGGAUGAAAUCCUGCUAGCAGAACAAGUGUCUGUUUACACCUAGACAAUGUGGCACUGCAAGUGAGGGCCUCUCCAUCGACACCUCGAAGCCGUGCUCUGCAGUGCAGCUUCUCCCAACACCAGCCUGGGCUGCUGGCCUUGGCACUGGCUGGACAGGCCUGCCUUGUCUGGGAUCUUUAGCACCAUUCCCUUGGUUUCUGGCUUUUGCCAUGCAGGACUCCCCUUUAGGCCUCCCCUCUGCAGUAACUCUGAGCGCACAAGCAGGACAAAGAGCAGAUUUCCCGUCUCCCCCUCCUCCAGACAAGAGCCAUCCCAGCACAGGAAGGUGAGGCCAGCAGCGGUGAAGCCAGCUGGAGCUGCACAGUCCCUGAAGGACAGAGAUGACCAGCAGGUUCUUCUGCUGGGUGGCCACUCCUGGGGUCAGCCUGUGCUGAGCAGCAGCCCUUGCCGGCUCUGGACACAGCUCCCUUGCCUUGGCUGUAGAAGGAAGGAGGGAUUCCAUGUAGGAUUGUUACCCCUA